Limanda limanda (common dab) is the source of this 992-nucleotide messenger RNA. It is a transcript of the gene taf12, whose product is annotated as TAF12 RNA polymerase II, TATA box binding protein (TBP)-associated factor. The transcript is spliced from 6 exons. Gene Ontology annotation, molecular function: TBP-class protein binding; protein heterodimerization activity; DNA binding. The coding region runs from base 291 to 689 and encodes 132 amino acids. The record is from RefSeq and is a predicted model, not a curated record. Lineage: Eukaryota; Metazoa; Chordata; Actinopteri; Pleuronectiformes; Pleuronectidae. Gene Ontology annotation, biological process: RNA polymerase II preinitiation complex assembly; DNA-templated transcription initiation. Gene Ontology annotation, cellular component: SAGA complex; transcription factor TFIID complex; SLIK (SAGA-like) complex.
AACAGGGCGGAAGUAGUGAAAAUUAUCCCCCCAUCAGAUCAGCUAGCUGUGCGGACGCGUCCAAGACGGAUUUUCUGUGUCAAAUCCUCAUAUUUCUGACCGAAGCGACGUGGACAUGGACAGAUAGUGUUUGUUUAACCGGGUUUACAGACGUGGUCCCUGUCCGAAGACGACACAUCUUUCCGCUGCUGAUCUUGGACUCUCACUCAGGACUCAGACACAGAGGAGACACAAGAACUUAACUUCCUGAGGAUCUCCAGAGUCCCUCCACGCUUCCUGUAGCCACCAGCAUGGCUAACAGCACCACAGCGGCUGUGAAGGUUUUGGGGACCCCUGGUCCUGCUGGCAGAACCAGUCCAGAGGGAUCUCAGGUUCUUAGUAAGAAGAAGCUCCAGGACCUGGUGCGAGAGAUUGACCCAAAUGAGCAGCUGGAUGAAGAUGUGGAGGAGAUGCUGCUACAAAUUGCAGACGACUUUAUAGAGAGUGUAGUGACAGCAGCCUGUCAACUGGCUCGCCAUCGCAAGUCCAACACCUUGGAGGUGAAGGAUGUUCAGUUACAUCUUGAACGCCAGUGGAACAUGUGGAUUCCUGGUUAUGGCUCAGAUGAAAUCCGGCCGUUCAAGAAGGCCUGCACCACAGAGGCUCACAAACAGAGAAUGGCGCUGAUCCGUAAGACAACCAAAAAAUAACAAGACUGUAAACUAAAAUGUUGACCCUCUCUGUCUAAUGUCUUUUCUUUUUGGAUAGUUUUUAUUUGAUUAUUUACCUUUUUAAAGUGGAAUCUUUUGGACUAAGGGUAAGAAAAGGGGGGGUAUAUUUUUCUUUUGACAUUCGUGAAUCAUUGCUAUGUCUCUCUAACAUUUGAGUGUUUUGUCAGGAUCGUCACACAAUUAUGUAAUUAUUGUCUCCGAUUAUGUUUUGUUUCCAUCGAGCUACGCCUGGCAGAACACUGUUCGUUGCAUUUUUGUGAAUAAACAUUUACUGGAAUAAUC